This is a messenger RNA of Aplosporella prunicola CBS 121167, 2471 nucleotides long. RefSeq lists its product as uncharacterized. Lineage: Eukaryota; Fungi; Ascomycota; Dothideomycetes; Botryosphaeriales; Aplosporellaceae. Gene Ontology annotation, molecular function: epoxide hydrolase activity; aminopeptidase activity; metallopeptidase activity. The record is from RefSeq and is a predicted model, not a curated record. Gene Ontology annotation, cellular component: cytosol. The coding region runs from base 303 to 2372 and encodes 689 amino acids. The transcript is spliced from 7 exons. Gene Ontology annotation, biological process: proteolysis.
CCAUUUUCUGGCAGCUCGCAGCAUUACCAAACCACGGGCACCCGCCAGGCCGCCCACCUUCCCCAUCCGUCGCCCGGCACGUGACGGCCCCGCGCGCGCGCCCCGGCGGCCGGCUCCGAAGCAUCGGCCACUGCUCUCGCUCGUAACAUCGACCGCACAGGCCCGGCCCAGCACACACUAGCAGCCAGUCAGUCAGUCAGCAGGCGUAUCUUCUCUUUUCUCCUCCGCAGCGCUUGCCUCGGAAGAGAACCAAAACAGAAAGCUACCUCCCUGCCUGCCUUGCUCUCGAAGGUGGGUUGUUGAUGAGCUGGUCGUUGCUGUCGUUGCCUUCGUCGCGCUUCGUCGUUCCCCGCUGCUUGGGCUCUUGCUCCAAAGUCACGAGCUCUUUCGUUAAGAACUCUUACUUCGCGGGCUCCUACGUCAAGAGCUCCUACGUCGCGGCUCCGCUUAGAAGGUUCGCGAUCAUGCAUAAGUCGCCUGCGGCUUUGGUGGAGCGGCUCCCGCCCAAGGGACUCGAGAUCCAUGCGCCGAGGGAUCCAAAUACGUUGGCGAAUUAUAAUAACUUUUUGACGACGCAUACGACGGCGAACUUGGAGAUCGACUUUGAGAAGAGGAGGCUUUUGGGUAAUGUGGUGCUUUUGCUGAAGAGCAUUACUAAUGGCGAAGCCGACAAGGUCGUCUUGGACACGAGUUUCUUGGACAUCAAGGAUGUUAAGGUUGAUGGCGAGAAGGCAAAAUGGGCUCUUGCGGAUCGCAUGGAGCCUUACGGAAGUGCCUUGUCCAUCCAACUUGGCGGUGGUGUUGAGAAAGAUAAGCAGAUUGCAGUCGAUAUUGCUUUGAGCACCACGGACCAGUGCACUGCUUUGCAAUGGAUGACCCCGGCGCAGACGCCGAACAAGAAGCACCCGUACAUGUUCUCGCAGUGCCAGGCUAUCCACGCCCGUUCCAUCUUCCCUUGCCAAGAUACGCCUGAUGUUAAAUCCACCGUGGACUUCAACAUCCGGUCGCAUCUUCCUGUGCUUGCCAGCGGUCUUCCAACUGGCACCAAGGACUUCCGCCCCGGAAAAGAUGGCGCGCCCAGCACUCUUCUAUACACCUUCAAGCAGGAAAUCCCCAUUCCCAGCUACCUCUUUGCCGUGGCGUCCGGCGACUUGGCCAGCGCCUCCAUUGGACCUCGCAGCACGGUCUGGACCGGUCCCGAGGAGCUCAUUGGCUGCAAGUGGGAGCUGGAGAACGACAUGGAAAAGUUCCUCGAAGCUGCUGAGAAGAUUGUUUAUGAGUACGCUUGGACAACCUACAAUGUGCUUGUUUUGCCCAACAGCUUCCCCUACGGCGGUAUGGAGAAUCCGAUCUACACGUUUGCUACGCCCACUAUCAUCAGUGGCGACAAGCAGAACAUCGAUGUCAUUGCGCACGAACUGGCCCACAGCUGGAGCGGCAACCUGGUCAGCAAUGCCAGCUGGGAGCACUUCUGGUUGAAUGAAGGUUGGACCGUGUACCUUGAGCGUAGGAUCCAGGCCGCGGUUCACGGCGAGGAGCACCGUGACUUCUCGGCGAUUAUCGGUUGGAAGGCCCUGCAGGACUCGGUUGAGCGUUUCGGUGAGGACCAUGAGUUCACUAAGCUCAUCGUCGAUCUCAAAGGCAAGGAUCCGGAUGAUGCAUUCUCUUCCGUUCCCUACGAGAAGGGUUUCAACUUCCUUUACUACCUCGAAAAGCUCGUGGGUAAGGGCAAGUGGGACAAGUUCAUUCCUCACUAUUUCGGCAAGUACAAGUUCAAGUCUCUUGACUCGUACGACUUCAAGUCCACCCUCCUUGACUUCUUCGCCUCCGACUCAGAGGCCAGCAAGAAGCUCAACGAACUGGACUGGGAUAAGUGGUUCUAUGCGCCGGGUUACCCCCCGAAGCCCGACUUUGACGACAGCCUGGUCAAGGUCUGCUACGAGCUGGCCGACAAGUGGCAAGCUCUUGCUCAGGGCAAGAGUGAUGCAUUCAAGCCCGCUCAGAGCGACAUUGGCCCCUGGACCGGCAACCAGUGCGUCGUCUUCCUCGAGAAGAUCCAGACGUGGGAGCAGCCCCUUCCCGUUGAGCUGGUCGACCUCAUGGGCGCCACUUAUGGGUUCGCUGCCUCGCAAAACGUGGAGCUGGUGUCACGCUACUUCAUCAUCGGCCUGAAGGCCAAGGCGUCGAGCGUGUACAAGCCCACGUCGGAGCUGCUGGGCAGAGUGGGUAGGAUGAAGUUUGUCCGUCCCUUGUUCAGAGGUCUUAGGGAUGCGGACAGGAAGCUGGCGGAGGAGACGUUUGAGAAGAACAAGGACUUCUAUCACCCGAUUUGCAGGCAGAUGGUGGAGAAGGAUCUGUACGGCGACAAGUAGGGACAGAAAAAAAAGAGAGCAGUCUUCUGACUGCAUGUAAAUAAAAACACGUUUGUGGCGUUAGUAGUGUGAAGAAAAGUUAGAGUUGGUGAUGAGGGG